Messenger RNA from Nothobranchius furzeri (turquoise killifish), 3505 nucleotides. It is a transcript of the gene dse, whose product is annotated as dermatan sulfate epimerase. NCBI's taxonomy places the organism in Eukaryota, Metazoa, Chordata, Actinopteri, Cyprinodontiformes, Nothobranchiidae. Gene Ontology annotation, molecular function: chondroitin-glucuronate 5-epimerase activity. The record is from RefSeq and is a predicted model, not a curated record.
AGAGGGAGGUCUCUGGUUGGGGGAAGGGGGGAGGUCUGCCCAGCUGCCCCCACCCCUCCGACCCUGUUCAGUCUCUAAACUUCUCCACUGCCGCGGAUCGCUCCUCUGAAGCCUCGCCAGACGCACGGAGACAUGGGAGUUGCGGGCACGAACGCGCCGGUUAUUGAACAAGGCUUCUGACAGCUGAGCUCCGUCUGCAAUGCCACAGUCCCGUUUCUGAUGAGAGGAUGAGAACCCACACUCGUGGGGCCCCCACGGUGUUCUUCAUAAGUCUUCUGUGGCUCCUACUUACUCCAGCACCUACAUCAGAACUGGACCCAAGUGGAGGAAUUCCCUUCAUGGGAGGCAACUAUGAGGGUCACCCCAUGCUGUACUUCAGCCGUGGGGAAGUGGAGGAGCUGCAGUUUGCUGCCAUGGGAACACACCGGGACCUGGCCCAGAGGAUCCGGGAGGCUGGGGAGACCAUGCUGGAGCACCCGGAGGAGUACCUGCCUCCCUGGAGCCCUGCGGAGUUCAGCGCUCGCUGGAAUGAGAUUUAUGGAAACAAUCUGGGUGUGCUGUCCAUGUUCUGCCUGCUGUACCCUCACAGGGCCGGGGCCCUGGACCUGGCCAGGGACUACAUGGAGAGGAUGGCAGCUCAGCCUAGUUGGCUGGUCAAAGACGCACCCUGGGAUGAAGUUCCUUUGGCACAUUCCUUGGUUGGGUUUGCCACAGCCUAUGACUUCCUGUAUGAAUACUUGAAUCCAAACCAGCAGGAGCGUUUUCUGCAGGUGAUAGGGAACGCAUCACGUUUGAUGUAUGAGAAGUCCUAUGUUCGUGGCUGGGGCUUCCAGUACUUACACAACCAUCAGCCCACCAACUGUGUUGCUCUGCUCACAGGAAGUCUGCUGUACAUGACCCAAGGUUAUCUUCAAGAGGCAUACCUUUGGACCAAGCAGGUGUUGUCUAUCAUGGAGAAGUCAAUGGUUCUUCUCCAGGAUGUGACAGACGGCUCACUGUACGAGGGCGUGGCCUACGGGACCUACACCACCCGCUCUCUGUUUCAGUACAUGUUCCUCGUGCAGCGGCACUUUGCCAUCAGCCACUUCGGCCACCCCUGGCUGCUGAAACACUUUGCCUUCCUGUACAGAACCAUCCUGCCUGGAUUUCAGCGCACCGUGGCCAUCGCAGAUUCCAACUACAACUGGUUUUACGGGCCAGAGAGCCAGCUGGUGUUCCUGGAUCGGUUCGUGUUGCGUAACGGCAGUGGGAACUGGCUGGCAGAGCAGAUUCAUCAGAACAGGGUGACAGAAGGGCCGGGCCAGGCAGGAAAAGGCCAGCGGUGGUGCACUCUGCACACAGAAUUCCUUUGGUAUGAUCCUGGUCUUAUCCCCAAACCCCCACCAGACUUCAGAACAUCUCAGCUCCACCUUUUCGAGGAUUGGGGUGUGGUCACAUAUGGCAGUGCUUUGCCUGCAGACAUCAAUGGCACCUUUCUGUCCUUCAAGUCUGGGAAGCUGGGAGGACGCGCCAUCUUUGAUAUUGUUCACAGGAACAAGUAUAAAGAGUGGGUCAAGGGGUGGAGGAACUUCAAUGCUGGUCACGAGCACCCUGACCAGAAUUCCUUCACCUUUGCACCUAACGGUGUGCCAUUCAUCACUGAGGCACUAUACGGACCUAAGUACACGCUGUUGAACAACGCGGUGAUGUUUGGGCCAGCCCUCUCAGGAAGCUGCUUUAAGCCUUGGGCUGGACAGGUCACAGAAGCCUGUGACUCCAAGUGGCUCAAGUACAAACUGGGUCCGGCAGCUGAUGCUCAAGGCAGAGUAGAAGCUGCCAUGAAGAAAGAUGGAAUGGUCUUCAUCCGUGGUGAGGCACACUCUGCUUAUAAUUCAGAACUGAAGGUCAAGAACUUCCAGAGGAACCUGCUCCUUCUUCACCCACAGCUCCUGCUCUUGGUGGACCACAUCCAUCUGGAUCCAGACAGUCCAUCCAGAGCCAUGAGUUCUUUCUUUCACAAUACGGAGCUGCCAUUCCAGAGUACAGAGGUAGAUGGUGUUUAUGGAGCAUUUAUAACCCAUGGGGAGGACAAAUACAAGAUGUUCUGGAUGGACGACACAAACUCCAGUAACAAAGGGUCGGUAGGUUACUGGACCUACCCUCGAGGGUAUCCUUACAAUGGCUCAAACUACGUGAAUGUCACAAUGCCUCUGCGGUACCCCCACACCAGGGUGGCCUAUAUUUUCUUUGGACCAGACUUGGAUGUACAGAGCUUCAGUUUACGUGGAGAUGAUCAGAGAGUAGGUAUAUACCUUUCCACCAAAGAGCACACCUACACAAUCUACCUGCUGACUGAAGAGGUCACCAGCAGGCCUCUGUUUGCCAUGGUGCUGCUAGAUCAAAAGAAGGUGGUGUUUGAGAGGACGGCAAAUGUAGAAAACAGUUCACCUGAAGAAGUAGAAGAAUACGUCAAUGUGGUGGAGGACAACCUCCAACAUGUCAAGCCCGUCUUCCAGCAGAUGGAGAGGCACAUCCUGGGACGGGUCCUCAACACUGCCAGCUUCCGUAAAACUGCGGAGCGUCUCCUCCAGUUCACUGACAAAAAGAAAACUGAGGAGGUCAUCGAGAAGAUGUUUGCCAUGUCCAAGAGACAGAGCAAGAGUAAAGGGGGGAGGAGAGUGAACUUGGGGGAAAAGUUCUCUGAGAGUCUUCCAGACAUUUUUGCACAGAUUGAGUUGAAUGAAAAGAAAGAGAGACAAAGGACUUUGAGGAGGACAUAUGAGGACAGUCCAGAGGAAGGAAAUGCAGAUUCAUGGGCUUUCAUCGAUUACGCUGACGGCCGCAGAAACAGAAAGGGUGGAAUCGUCAAGGGUCGCAAGUUUAAGGAGAUUCACGUGUCCACGGUAAGGAGCGACGGUGUCUCCAGUACGCCCUCCUACAUCAGGAUGUUCCUCCUCCUGAACACCGCAACUUUCUUCCUCCUGCUGGCCGUGCUGCUCACACGAUUCCAGAGGGGUCGGAGUCUGCACACACAGAGAUGUUUCUACAGCAUCCUGCUGAUCGACUGCUUCAUCCUGCUGUUCCUCUACUCCUCCUGCUCCCACACUCAGUGUUAGCAGCAGAACUUCACUGGUCCGGGACUGACAGUAGAGCAUUAAGGCCACUGUUCCAAAAGCUGUUCAGCAUUUUUUACAAGAAAACUGAUGCAGAGCUGUGUUACGAGAGUAAAUUUGAUGUUUUUAGUUAGAAUGUGAACAAAGCGAGAAAAACCUCCUGAAAACUUCACAAAAGGAGACAAAAUUUGACAGCAGCUAAAGUCAAUUAUGUGAGCUGAUUUUUUACAGUGUUUUCUUGUCAUUUUAAACUGAAAUAAUCUUAAUUUCUUCCUUUAUUUUGUAAUUAUGCAAACAAUAUUGACAAUAUGAAACAUUCUUUCUAACACAGGGUAACAUGGUAAGUGGACUAGUUGACUCCUGACUUUAGACUAUCCCAUGAUGCUAGAAUAAACAUACAUUUUUGUCAUAAA